Molecule: messenger RNA, 1156 nt
Organism: Cuscuta campestris
Lineage: Eukaryota; Viridiplantae; Streptophyta; Magnoliopsida; Solanales; Convolvulaceae
Source: the annotation of a GenBank genome assembly
AUCGUUUUCCCUCCGGUCGACGGACGCGGUUUACUCUCGUGCACCAACUCAUCGUCAUCCAGAAAACAGAAGACGCACAGACGCAAACAGCAGAAAGAGGAGUAAAGAGAAAUUAGGGGUUAAAGAUUUUGAAAUAAUUUUGGAAUGGAAUUGGAGACGGCGAGCAAUGGCGGGAUGUUGUACCAUGAGGUACAAGAAUCUAAGCUCUGCGCCGUGCAUUGCGUGAACACUGUGUUGCAGGGUCCAUUUUUCUCAGAGUUCGAUUUGGCGGCGCUCGCAUCUGAUCUUGAUUGCAGGGAGCGUCAGAUGAUGCUUCAAGGUGCGGGAACCGGCGAUUUCAUUCCAGAGGAGUCUCACAAUGUCUCACUAGACGGAGAUUUCAGCAUCCAGGUUUUGGAAAAGGCUUUGGAGGUGUGGGAUUUGCAAGUAAUUCCACUGGACAGCCCAGUGGCAGAGCAUGCUCAAAUUGACCCAGAACUCGAAAAUGCAUUUAUCUGUCAUUUGCAAGACCAUUGGUUCUGCAUCCGGAAAGUGAACGGAGAGUGGUAUAACUUUGAUAGUCUGUACGCAGCCCCAGAACACCUCUCCAAGUUUUACCUUUCAGCUUACCUCGAUUCUUUGAAAGGCUUUGGGUGGAGCAUCUUUUUGGUCAGGGGAAAUUUCCCCAAGGACUGUCCAAUCACUUCCUCUGAAGCAUCUAAUGGCUAUGGACAGUGGCUCACGCCUGAAGAUGCCGAGAGGAUUACAAAGUCUUGCAGCUCAGGUAGCGGCGGCAGAGGGAGGCAGCCCAGAUAUCUCCACCAGUCCAGCAAGGAGCGAGAAGACGAAGAUUUGAAAGCCGCAAUAGCCGCAAGCUUGAUUGAUUCUUCCCCUGUUGCUGCACCCAAAACUUUAUCUAGCGCCAGCACCCCUGAAGAAGAACAAACUGAUGGUAGCAAAGGAGAGAGUUCUUGAAAUCAAGUCCUCACUUCCAGACUGAGUAUUUUACACAAAAUAUAUAAAAAGAGGGUAUAGUUUUUUCAUUGAGAACAUGAAACAUGGUUGUAUGACAUAAAUCUCCAUUAUGCUGUUUUUUUUCAUCAUCAUCAUCCAGGCAUGGGACUGUAAAAUAGUUACUUGAAUUUACUGGAAAGGAAAAUAAACAUUGGCAUUUUAU